Molecule: messenger RNA, 1612 nt
Organism: Ipomoea nil (Japanese morning glory)
Lineage: Eukaryota; Viridiplantae; Streptophyta; Magnoliopsida; Solanales; Convolvulaceae
Exons: 2
Coding region: 154-1056 (300 amino acids)
Source: RefSeq, a predicted model, not a curated record
UCAUAAUCUCACCAGCCUUUCACACACACACAAAAGUGAAAUCUGCUUCUUCAUUAAUUCUCUCUUCUUUUUUUUUCUCCCAAGAAUCCUAGGAUUUGGGGCAAGCUAAGGUUGGAGUUUGAUGUGGUUGUUGUUGAUCCAGUGGAUGAAAAGAUGAAAUCUUUGAGCAGCAUAGGGCUAGCUUUGAGUGUGAUCUUUGGGUGUCUUUUGAUUGCUCUUCUUGGAGAGUUAUACUACCUGUUAUGGUGGAAGAAGAGGAUCACAAGAAGAGGGAUUGAAGAUGGGCCAGGCAAGGAAAUUUUCUACUUUUUCUGUGGGAAAAAACCAUCUUCUUCUUCUUCUCCAUCUUCUUCUGCAAAUUCUGCACUGAAACCCCAGGAGAUUUGUUCCAGUAUCACCCUUGUCCAUGAACCUCAACCUCAGCUGCAGAGCCAUGGGGAUUCAUGGCAAGAAAGCAUGGAGGCUGAGCUGUUGAGACUCUCUGGUCCACCAAGGUUUCUGUUCACAAUCAAGGAAGAAACAAAUGAGGAUUUGGAGUCAUCAGAGGAUGGGAAAUCUAAGAGCAGAAAAGGGUCAAGAACCAGAAGCCUAAGUGAUGUUCUUGAAACUCCAUUCUUGACCCCCAUUGCUUCUCCUCCAUACUUCACCCCACCCCUCACUCCCCUCCUCAACCCUUUCUUUGAAUCCACCACAGAUUUUGAGUUCUGCAGGCCUUCUCCCCCUCCAACUUUCAAGUUCUUGAGAGAUGCUGAGGAGAAAGCCCAGAGAUUAGUCAAGAAAAAGGAAGCUUCUUCAUCUUCUGUCCCAGACAAAGAAGCCCACAUUUCACCCUCACCAUUCCUUUCUGCUCAGCCCUCACCAUUUUCAGCUAGAGAUGAGGAGAAUAAUGGUUCGUUCAUUACACUUAUCUUCCCAAGAACCAGAGAGGAACAACAUGGUAAUAAUCUCAGUGUUUCACACUACCCUUCAAGCUCUUCCCAAGUUCUUCCUUUGGCUACUUCCCCUCCAGCUCCACAUUCACCAUUAUCAACCCUCAGACCCCUCCACACCAGAUGAAUCAUUCCUUUCAUCAGAUUAGUGAGGACUGAAUUUCUUGAUUAGCUCUUUUCUAGUUCUAUUUGGAUUUUUUUUACUAUCUGAGGGGUACACCGGGAGGAUUACAAAAGACCACAAUGAAAUAAAUCAGACUAGAUUGUCCAUAACUAAUCAGCUCAAAUCAAGAUGGUUGAUAUUCGAAUUCGUGAUUUUGUGAUUACAAAUUUGUAUCUUUAGCUAUCUUAACUGAGAUUAUCUCGAUUUCUCUUGCUCUUGACCAUGGAGCAAAUGGGAAUUUUGAUCAGGUAGGUGGGGUCGGUUUUUGGGGGUGUGGGGGGGGGGGGGGUUCAGAGGGGACAACAUUCUAUGCAGACUGCUAACUCUGCUAAUGAUGUCUUCUAAGCCAGUGGGGAAAGUAAUGUGAUACUUUGUUCUUAUUCAAUUCCCAUGUCUCCAUGGCUGUGCUGUACACCUGUAAUCAUCCCUGUAGAUGAUCAGAGCACUCACUGCUGCUGACUCAGAAAUUAUAUUCCACCAAAAAAAAAACACAAAUUCCUAAAUCACAUGAAUUACUGUA